UGCCGAGGGUAUUGUUUCUGUGGGCCUGGUAUUUGCCCCUUAUUUUAGUCAUGUGCAAGAUAAGAUACCCCGCAGCCGCAGCUUCUGAAUCAAGGCGCAGUCCUGCACCGCGUGCAGCCCGGCAUGCGAGCCCCCAAGCUUGCUAGCCGAAGAGGAUCGCUUUCCCUGUUCUUCCGACCAAUCAGUGAAUACCGCCCCACUUGUUUCAUCAUCAGACAUGAUGGUCGUCAAAAAAGAUGCACCCCCAGAUCGCAAGAUCUAUUGCAUAAACGUCUUGUUUCUUCUCGGCUCCUCCCUCUGUCCUUCCCUCUUCCCCAUAUAGUCUACCCCACACUUACAGUCAUUGUGUUCUCUCCGUGUUACAUCUUACUUUCGUUCUAAUCGUCAUACGCAGCACGCCAGCAAGCUAACGCGAAUCUGCAACUUCGGAGUGGCUGGCAAUUCAUUACGCAGCGACAGCGACUAGACCAGUCCUGCGAUUUGAAUGCGA
Messenger RNA from Paraphaeosphaeria sporulosa, 490 nucleotides. RefSeq lists its product as uncharacterized. The record is from RefSeq and is a predicted model, not a curated record. The coding region runs from base 124 to 381 and encodes 85 amino acids. The transcript has a single exon. Lineage: Eukaryota; Fungi; Ascomycota; Dothideomycetes; Pleosporales; Didymosphaeriaceae.